AAUGAUCGGCGAACAUACUGUAAAAAGUCAGCGGCCCAGAUCAGUCUUUGACACAAAGGCCCUGCAGGAGCAAGCUGAAUCUGCUAAAUUUAUGGCACAAACUGGUGAAUCUGGUGCAGAGGAGUGGUCCCAGUGGAGCUCAUGCUCAGUUUCAUGCGGCCAAGGGUCGCAGGUGCGAACAAGAACAUGUGGUUCACCAUACGGAACACACUGCAGCGGCCCUUUAAGAGAGUCAAGGGUUUGCAAUAACACUGUCCCCUGUCCAGUGCAUGGCGUCUGGGAGGAGUGGUCACCAUGGAGCCUGUGUUCGUUUACGUGUGGGCGUGGCCACCGGACUAGGAACAGGAUGUGUGCCCCGCCCCAACAUGGAGGGAGAGCCUGUGACGGGCCUGAGACCCAGAGCAAACUCUGCAACAUCGCCCUCUGUCCAGUGGACGGCCAGUGGCAGGAGUGGAGCCUGUGGAGUGACUGUUCAGUGACCUGUGCCAACGGGACCCAGCAGAGGACCAGACAAUGCUCAGCCGCCGCCCACGGUGGGUCAGAGUGUCGUGGCCACUGGGCAGAGAGCAGAGAGUGUUACAAUCCAGACUGCACAGCCAAUGGCCAGUGGAAUCCCUGGGGGCCUUGGAGUGGCUGCUCCAAAUCAUGUGACGGGGGUUGGCAGAGGCGGGCGCGGGUGUGCCAGGGGGCAGCGGUCACCGGGCAACAGUGCGAGGGCACAGGGGAUGAAGUCCGCAAGUGCAGUGACCAGCGUUGCCCAGCGCCCUAUGAGAUCUGUCUGGAGGACUACACUGUAGCCAUGGUGUGGAGAAGAACACCUUCAGGAGAACUGGCCUUCAACAGGUGUCCUCCCAAUGCCACGGGCACCACUAGUCGACGCUGCUCUCUGGAUCACCGGGGUGUGGCCUAUUGGGAACCACCCAGCUAUGCCCGCUGCAUAACCAAUGAAUAUAGAUACCUGCAGCAAUCAAUCCAGGGCCAUCUAGCUAAGGGCCAGGGGAAGUUGGCGGGGGACGGGAUGUCUCAGGUGACCAAGACCCUGCUGGAUCUCACCCAGAGAAGGAACUUCUACGCUGGAGACCUGCUGUCCUCUGUGGAGAUACUCAGAAACGUGACUGAUACCUUCAAGAGGGCCAGUUACGAACCUAGCUCAGACGACGUGCAGAACUUCUUUCAAAUCAUCAGCAAUCUCCUAGAGGAAGACAACAGGGAAAAGUGGGAAGACGCACAACAGAUCUAUCCAGGUGCAGUGGAGCUGAUGCAGGUCAUCGAGGAAUUCAUCCACAUCGUUGGCCUGGGCAUGAAGGACUUCCACAACGCCUAUCUGAUGACUGGGAACUUGGUGGCCAGCAUCCAGAGGCUCCCGGCACUGUCUGUGAUGACUGACAUCAACUUCCCUAUGAAGGGCCGUAAAGGCAUGGUGGACUGGGCCAGGAACUCUGAGGACAAGGUGGUUAUCCCCAAGGGCAUCUUUCUACCACAGUCUGCAGACAUGGAUGGAUCACCUGUUUUCAUCCUGGGGACAGUCCUGUACAAGACUCUGGGACUGAUGCUGCCUUCACCAAGGAACCACACGGCAGUGAGCUCCAAAGUCAUUGCUGUCACAGUGAGACCAGAGCCCAGGAUAACAGAGUCACACCUGGAGAUCGAGCUGGCUCACCUGGCCAACGGAACCCUGAGUCCUUACUGUGCACUGUGGGAUAACAGCGUCAUGAACGAUUCUUGGGGAACCUGGUCGAGUAAAGGAUGUAAAACCGUACUAACCGAUGCAUCCCAUACAAAAUGCUUAUGUGAUCGUGUAUCUACCUUCGCCAUUUUGGCACAGCAACCAAGAGAAAUAACCAUGGAGUACUCAGCGGUCCCCUCUGUGACUUUGAUCAUUGGUUGUGGUCUGUCCUGUCUCGCCUUGAUCCUGUUGCUAGUGGUCUAUGCUAUUCUAUGGAGUACUUCCCGUUAUUCCAGAUAUAUCCGGUCUGAGCGGUCCAUCAUCCUAAUCAACUUCUGCCUGUCAAUCAUCUCCUCCAACCUCCUCAUCCUGGUUGGACAGACACAGACACACAAUGCGGGUGUCUGUACCAUGACAACAGCCUUCCUUCACUUCUUCUUCCUGGCGUCGUUCUGCUGGGUCCUGACGGAGGCUUGGCAGUCCUACAUGGCCGUUACUGGGAAGGUCCGCACCAGGCUCAUCAGGAAGAGGUUCCUCUGUCUGGGAUGGGGAUUACCUGCCUUGGUGGUUGCCGUCUCAAUGGGAUUCACCAAAGCAAAAGGCUAUGGGACACCCCAAUAUUGCUGGCUAUCUCUAGAAGGUGGUCUCCUGUAUGCCUUUGUUGGACCGGCAGCAGCAGUGGUUCUGGUCAACAUGGUGAUUGGUAUCCUGGUGUUCAACAAGCUGGUCUCCAGAGACGGGAUUCUGGAGAAGAAGCCGAAGCAUCGAGCUGGACCGAUGAACGAGCCCCAUACAGGGUUAACUCUGAAAUGUGCCAAAUGUGGUGUGGUGUCCACCACUGCUCUCUCUGCAACUACAGCCAGUAAUGCCAUGGCCUCUCUGUGGAGUUCCUGUGUGGUUCUGCCUCUGCUGGCUCUGACCUGGAUGUCUGCGGUGCUGGCCAUGACAGACAAGCGCUCCAUCCUAUUUCAGAUCCUCUUCUCUGUCUUCGACUCGUUGCAGGGCUUUGUCAUCGUCAUGGUGCACUGUAUCCUGAGGAAAGAGGUCCAAGAUGCUUUCAGAUGUCGUCUCAGAAACUGUCAGGACCCCAGAAACUGUCAGGACCCCCUCAACGCUGACAACACUGGAACUUUCCCCAACGGUCAUGCUCAGAUUAUGUAUGUUUCCAGCAACUGUGGUGGAUGCCUAACCAGGCCAGUGCAGUACGGCUCGGCAGGGAUCGCCUUGGCUCAGCUCAGUGUGAAAAGGACGGACUUUGAGAAAGACGUUGACAUCGCCUGUCGAUCAGCUCUCCACAAAGACAUGGGCUCUUGCCGCGCAGCGACCAUCACCGGCACCCUAUCCCGCAUCUCUCUGAAUGACGAGGAGGAUGAGAAGGGUCCCGAGGGGCUCAACUACUCCACCUUACCCGGCAACAUCAUCUCCAAGGUGAUGAUCCAGCAGCCCGGCAUGCACAUGGGCCCCAUGGGAGACAUGGGUGAGGGCUGCCUGGGCGACAGCGUGUCCGACAUGCGCCGCACCGUCUACCUGUGCACCGAUGAUGCUCUCCGUCAGUCCGACCAGGAUAUGGGCGGGCACGGGCAUGGCGGGAUGGGCAGUGGCCACGACAUGGGCAGCAUGGGCGGUAUGGGUGGUAUGGGCGGACAUUCACCUCAAAGCCAGAUGAUGGAGACAGACUACAUCGUGAUGCCACGAGCUUCGGCGGCGGCAGCAGGAUCUGGGAACUGUAACACACUUCCCACUCUACUGAAGGACGAUAGCUCCACCAAGAUGAACAUGGGCCUGGGCAUGGGAGAUACGCUGCCCCAUGAUAGGAUGAUGCAACACUACAAGAUGGCACCAGACUUCAUGAGCCCGACGGGGAUGGGCGGGAUUGGGGUCAUGGAGCACAUGAACAUGGGGGUGAACAUGGAUCAGAACCUACAGCAGCAGUAUGGGUCAGGAGGAGGACAGGAACACAUGCAGCAGAACCUGCCCUUUGAACCCCGAACCGCUGUCAAGAACUUCCUGGCUGAGAUGGAAGAGACUGGAGGGCUGUCGAGGAGCGAGACGGGAUCCACCAUAUCCAUGAGCUCCUUAGAGAGAAGAAAAUCGCGUUACCAAGAUCUGGACUUUGAAAAAGUCAUGCACACCAGGAAAAGACACAUGGAGCUGUUCCAAGAACUGAAUCAGAAAUUUCAAACCCUGGAUCGAUUUCAAGACAUACCAAAUAUGGGCAGCAUGGACAAGGCCAUGGCCAACAAGAACCCCUGGGAGAGCUACAACCCAGCCUGUGAGUACCAGAACUACGCCAGUAUGAAUGCACUAGACCCUGACCCCAAGGACUCUCUGGAGAUGACUGCAGCAGAGUGGGAGAAGUGUGUCAAUCUCCCCUUAGACGUACAGGAAGGAGACUUCCAGACAGAGGUCUGAUCUGAUCUAAACAAACCAGGAAAUGAGUCCAAAAUGGCACCCUUUUCCCAAUGAAGUGCACUACUUAUGACCAGGUCCUAUAGGCCUUAUUUUCACCAGUACCCAAAGGGCUCUUUUGAACAGGACUCAUAGGGCUCUGGUCAAAAGUAGUGCACUAUAUAGGAAUAGGGUGACAUUUUGGAUGCACUCCAGGAAGGAGACUUCCAGGAAGUAAAAACCAGGAAGAGGAAAACCAGGAGAAAAAUGAUAACCAGGACAUGGAGGAAAGGGGAAAGGAUGUAUUUUGCACUGAAAAAAUGGACAGACUGUCCUAACAGCCUUGGCCUAGUACAUAUCUGGAUUCUAAAGGAGGAUGACAAGGACAUGAUGUGCCAAUACCAUUUAAGAGGAAAACACAGAGGACAGGAGGAAAAAAUACAACAAAAAAUACAACAAAAAUCAUCAGUGUUACUUUUUGUAUUCUCACUAGUGUACUUAGUGCAGCGGGCCAGCCAGGUGGGUGUACAAUAUUUACCAUCAUGUGUUUCACAGUACCCAUGGUAAGAAGAAUUGGUUUCAAAAAGGUGAACAUCUUUCUAGAUGAAUACACCUCAAAAGCUAAAUGAAGACAUAAUACAAUGUCAAUCCCAGCUUCGUUGGGUCCAGUUUUAUAUUUCACAAAACUGGACCCUGGAAGCACAAUGUAUAUAUUUAUGCAGGUUUUUAAAAGUUUAUAACAAGUCUGUUUGGCCAUUACUAUACUUUUUACUUUAUAAUAUAAAAUAUAUAUGAGCGAGAGUGGCAGGCAAAGAGGAUUUUCUGUCAUAUAAAAAUGAAUGUUUGUCAAAGCUACAUUCUUCAUUGCUUUAAAUGCAAUAAAGGUAAUACUCACUUUUAUAUGAAUAAUAUAUUUCACAAACUUUAAUACUGCAGAAUCUUGCUUGAAGAAUCUCGGCUAAAACUCUCUCAUCUGCAGCCCUGUAUAAAAUAUUUAAAAAUGAAUAAUGUUGUAUGGUGUAAAUAAACUUUUGUCUACAUAUGUUUUACUUGUGCCAAUUUAUUUUAA
Messenger RNA from Oncorhynchus nerka (sockeye salmon), 5123 nucleotides. It is a transcript of the gene adgrb3, whose product is annotated as adhesion G protein-coupled receptor B3. Gene Ontology annotation, biological process: adenylate cyclase-activating G protein-coupled receptor signaling pathway; negative regulation of angiogenesis; neuron remodeling. The record is from RefSeq and is a predicted model, not a curated record. Gene Ontology annotation, molecular function: G protein-coupled receptor activity. Bases 2 to 4078 code for a protein of 1358 amino acids. Lineage: Eukaryota; Metazoa; Chordata; Actinopteri; Salmoniformes; Salmonidae. The transcript has 30 exons. Gene Ontology annotation, cellular component: postsynapse; plasma membrane; synaptic cleft.